Durio zibethinus is the source of this 558-nucleotide messenger RNA. The record is from RefSeq and is a predicted model, not a curated record. Lineage: Eukaryota; Viridiplantae; Streptophyta; Magnoliopsida; Malvales; Malvaceae.
AUGGAGGAUUAUUCUCGUUCGCAUGAACGACAACUAGUGGUAAAGGCAAAGCGAACAAGCAAGUGGCAGGCACCCAAUGGAGAAACGGUGAAGAUUAAUUUCGAUGGAGCAUUGGACAAAGAAAAAAAGUUUGCUGGAAUAGGUGUCAUUGGGAGAAAUAGCAAGGGAAAGGUCCUGGGAACGUUGUGCAACACUGUAACAGGGAUUAAAGACCCAGAAAUUAUAGAGGGGAUGGCGGCGGUACGAGCAGCUGAAUAUGCAUGCAUGAUGGGGUUCCAGAAAAUUAUAUUGGAAGGAGAUGCACUUGGGAUUGUCGCACAAAUUGCAUAUGAUCAAGGAAGAAACCAGUCUGCAGUAGGAAACCGGGUGAUGGACACAAGGCUGGAGCUAAACCAUCUUGUAGAAUGGCCAUGUUCCCAUACUCGCCGCGAAACUAAUGGUGCGGCCUAUAGGCUGGCAAGAAUUGUAGUAGAUAGGUUAGAGUCCCUGACCUGGAAUGGUGGCUAUCUAGAAGAUAUUAAAGAUAUUGUAAUACACGAAAUGCUCCUUUUGAUUUAA